CUACACAGCCCGGAACUCUAAGUAGGGUGCACAGGGUUUCCUCCUUGGCUUCCUCAAUGAUCACUUCCGCCCAGGAGUCUGAAAUACCCGAGCCCUUUGGCUGCAGCGAACUACUGGAGAGGCACUUCCGGUGUCUGUUGCCAAGGCGCCGGCCCCAGGGGCCUUCAGGCGACAUUAUUGGCGUCGUCCUCUCCCCCCUUCCCGGGGGUCGAGAUGUCGGGGCUCAGUCCCUUAGAGAAGGAGGGCUGUCGUAACCUGCUCGGCCUACUGGACAACGACGAGAUCAUGGCCCUGUGUGACACCGUCACCAACCGCCUAGUGCAGCCUAAGGACCGCCAAGAUGCUAUUCAUGCAAUAUUAGUGUAUAGUCAAAGCGUAGAAGAACUUCUGAAGCGUAAAAAAGUCCGCCGAGAAGUCAUAUUUAAGUACUUAGCAACACAGGGAGUAAUUAUACCUCCAGCUACCGAAAAACAUAGUAUUAUUCAGCAUGCAAAAGUUUAUUGGAAAAAGCAGUCUCAACUGAAACUGAAGGAAACAGCAGAGCCCGUUACAAAGACAGAAGACAUCCAACUCUUUCAACAGGCAAAAGAAGAUAAAAAAGCUGAAAAAGUUGAUUUUCGUCGUUUAGGAGAAGAAUUCUGCCACUGGUUCUUUGAACUUCUAAAUUCUCAGAAUCCUUUUCUGGGACCGCCUCAAGAUGAAUGGGGGCCACAGCACUUCUGGCAUGAUGUCAAGCUUAGGUUUUUUUACAAUACCUCAGAGCAAAAUGUGAUAGACUACCAUGGAGCAGAAAUUGUGAGCCUUCGUCUGCUGUCGCUAGUGAAAGAAGAAUUUCUUUUUCUCAGCCCCAACCUGGAUUCCCGAGGACUGAAAUGUGCUUCAUCUCCCCAUGGAUUAGUUAUGGUUGGAGUUGCAGGGACUGUCCACAGAGGAAACAGUUGUUUGGGAAUUUUUGAACAAAUUUUUGGACUUAUUCGCUGUCCUUUUGUGGAGAAUACUUGGAAAAUCAAAUUUAUUAACCUAAGAAUUGUUGGGGAAAGUUCCCUUGCUCCUGGAGCAUCAAUGAAACCAGCUGUUACAUUUGAACAGAGUGAUCUGGAGGCCUUUUAUAAUGUAAUUACUUUGUGUGGCAACAGUGAAGUAAGACUUAAUGUAAUGCAGGCAUUGGAUAGUGGGACUGGAGACCAGGUUUUAUGUAGUGGAAAUGAGACAUUGUUGAACAAAAGAGAACCGAGUUUGCCUAACACUGUAAAGCAUUGAGCACUGUAUGUCAGCCUAAAAUUUCUCUAUAGAAACUUCCAAGCAUGACAGCAGUAAUUUCUAAGUGAUUACAGAUGUGACAAUUGACAUAUUUUAGUUGAAAUACCUUUCUGGACUAGAAACGGAUAUAUUAUGUGAAUACUUGCCUAUUUCUACCUGAGUACAGCAAAUGUUCUGAGAGCUUAUUGCAGUGCAUCAAAUAAAUCACACUUUAGAUGCUGUAGCUAAUCGUGUGCCUUAGAAACCAGGUAAUAUUUUCAUUUUACUUAGUGAAUAUUCUAGUAAUAUCUAUACCUUCUAUGUGGCAAAUGAUUGACAGUGUUCAGGCUUACUGAAUAUUUUACAAAUGCGUCUCACUGCCAUACCUUUAAAAAAAUUCAAAUAUUUUAGAGACAUUAAAUGUAGACUCAGAGUUUUCAUUUUAGAAAAUUCAAAUGACAUUGCUAUCCAGAAAGGCCAAUAUUUUAUCAAGGAGAGAAAAAUUUGCUGCCCUUUUAAUGUAUUUGAGGAACACUUUUUAAACUACUCUAGUUCAAAUGAACAUCUCUUACAAUCUGUAACAUUUAACUAUCUUGAGCAAUGAUAAAUACUGUCCUCAAAACAGAUGUUAUUCUUAUCUAGGCUUCAGCUAGCAGUUUUAUGGAACAUUUAUCUUAACACCAUAUAACUAAUACAUACUUUUGAAAUUUUAAAGGUAUGCCCAGUUUCUAAUCUUUCAGUGAAUAUCUAUUCUUUCUCUUGAUUGAUGUGGCAGAACUGACUACCUCCAAACCCAAAGCAAAAAAAAAAAAACCCAUACAAAACCCAUAUACAUACACACACACACAUACACUUCAUCAUAACUUAUUAGGAGUUUUCCUUAUCUAAUUUGAAUUAUUAGGUUUCAGUUACAAAGUUAAGUUCCCAAAUUAAUUAGAUAGUUGUUUUAAAGUUCCUCACCACCCAGCAGCCAUUUCUGAUCCUAGAUUUAAUUAGGAAUUUCUGUUUGUAAAAGUACUAUUUGUACAAAAAAGUUCAACUGGAAAAUAUGAUGACAUUGUACAUGUUGAUUUUUACAUUUAACUGUGCUUAUGACCAUCUAAGGAGACUGAUAAUGAUCUUGGAAGUAGAAGACAUAAACAUUCAUCUUUUUUUUUUUAUGACAUGCCUCCUACUAGAAGUAUAGUAGAUUAUCAAUUAUCCUAAAAAACUUAAUAAAAGAGGGAUGUCCAUUUUGCUGUGAAAGAGUAAUACAUUUAAUUUACAGUUGUCUUGCUCUUAAAGUUUUAGCCAAUUAGUAAAAAUAAAACAUCUUUUCCUUGCUGUUUACACUAUCAGUGUAAUAUAAUUGGUAUAAGUGACACAACUAGCUGGGCGUGGUACCUCAUGUAAUGUCAUCUCCUCAGGAGGGAGACAGAGAAUUACUGUUUGAGACCAGCUCUGGCAAAAAUAAAAAAGGUAGUGUGACUCCCACCUCAAUAAAUAAACCAGGCUGGUGGUUUACCCCUACCAGCUAUGGUAGACAGAGUAGGAGGAUCAUGGUCAGAGGUAAAAGCAGGAGACACUAUUAAAAAAUAACUAAAGCAAAAAAAGGUAAGAAGCUUAAGACCUGAGUUCAAAUACCAGCAUAGAAAAAAAGGAAAGACUUUAAAAAAGUGAACAUAGCAAUUUACAAAAUAAUUACCUCAUACUUUUGCAUGGUAGACAGUCAAGUUACACAAGUCCAUCUUUACCCAUCCUGUAGCUCUGCUUAGCUUUUGAAAACUUGUUCUGUUUGUUAGGUUGUUAAUGGUCAUUUAAAAAAAAUAGUAAAUAUCCUAAGGAUAAAAUUAAAAACCAAUGAUGUCUUUUUGCUGUGCUAUUUAUGUCAAGUACUGCAGAAAUACUGUAGAUGCUCAGAAUAGACUGGGAUUUCCUCUGCUAUCUUCAUUACUGAAUUUUUAAAUUUUUAUACAGCCCAAGUAAGGCUGUAAAUUCUACACAUGGUUUUAAUUAAUCUUACAAAUCGAAGUCUUGAUAAACUAAUACAAUUGGACUGGUUUAUUUCAGGCGAAUUUCCACAUCUGAGCACAAGGUAGAGCCUUAGCCUUAUGUUUGAGUUAAGAGGUAAAUGAAUGAGCCAAUGAGAUUUACAUAAUGAAAAAAAACAAGACUUUAUGUUUGAUUCUGCUCUUUGGUGCUGGUGUUUUGAUUACAUCAUCUGAAUAUCAUAUGUGGCUACACAGAAACUUAGACCCCCAAAUAACUAAGAUUUGGGAGCAAAACAGUACUGACUUGAAAGCUUGGUCAAUGACAUAUUCUUGAGCCCUAAGGCUAUCUUAAAAAAAUUAUCUAUCUAUAAAUAGAUAGAUAGAUACAUGAAAUAUUCAGAGGAAGAAGAAGCCUGGAAGAGUUGAAAUUUAUUCACGAGGAUUAGAGCUUAAUUUAAGCCUGAGAAUGGCCAAAUGCAAAGUGUAAGAAUUAAAUUUUGCUUUUCUGCGAUCACCUCCCAAAUGUGUUUGUGUUAGGAAUGGCAGGGAUCUUAGCUUUAGUAUUCUUGCUUUCUUAUUCUCAGCUUGUAUUUGGAAAGUCUGGGGUAGGUAAUAAAGAAGAAUAUGCCACUACAUUGUCAUGGAGAAAUAAUUGGUGGUCAAAGUAGGGGAAUCUCAUGAACUUUUAUUUGAUGUAGGCUAAUUUGCCAUAGCCUUAUAAUAGGGUAUCUGUGGUUAAAUACCCCUUUUUAUUAAAAGUAACUUACUAAAUAAAAAUUUUUAAAUCUUUUACUAAAACUGUAACUAAUAGCUAAUAUAUUUUAUUGGUACCUAAAAUGCAACACAUUUCUUAUGUUUUAUAAACUAAAAUUCCAAACUAGGAAAAAGGCCAUCUCUACUAAAUCAUCUUACAAAUGAAAAAUACAAUAGCAGGUAAUGAAAAUAUUCCUAGGAUUUCCAAAAGGUAAUGUUUUUCUGUUAAAGAAGGGCUAAUCUCAUUAAGAAAUUACGGAAUCACCAGAAAAUGGGAUAGCUGUUUUGUUUUUUUAAAAAAGGUAAUUGGAAACUGUUCUAACAAAAUGGCUCUCAUGCCUAAGCAGGUCAUUAAAAUCAAUGAAAAUCAUAUCAUAAUGUUUUUCUUAGGAUCUAUAUUUGCACAAAUGCAGAUGCCCUUUUCAACUUUUAUUGGGGGUAUAGGGUUUGCUGGAAUUGAACUCAGGAACUUCACACACACGUGCUGAACACAUUCUACCACUGAGCUAAAUUCCUGGCUCUUAAUUUGGGUUGUAGGAGUUAGUCAUCAACCUUUUGAAAAAUAAAAUGAGACCUGUGUUCUUUGUCUUCAGAAAAAAUAUGCUUGCUUUUGUAGCAUUAGAUGUUCUGAAUAUUUUGGUGAAAGCAUGAGCUUCUCCAAAGCAGAGCUGAGUCCUGUGGAAAUCAUGUUAGAAAAAUCUGCCAUGAUGUUAUAUUUCCCAA
This is a messenger RNA of Castor canadensis (American beaver), 4685 nucleotides long. RefSeq names its product chromosome 5 C3orf38 homolog (gene C5H3orf38). Lineage: Eukaryota; Metazoa; Chordata; Mammalia; Rodentia; Castoridae. The record is from RefSeq and is a predicted model, not a curated record.